AUGGAGGACCGAUCGUUGCAGUGUUUGGGUGGCAACAAACCGCACCUGGAGAAACUAACUCUGGGGGUCGCCCGUAUCCUGGAAGCUUCCCCAGGAGUGACCGGGGUGUCAGUUGUGGAACGGGAACCUGCUGACAUUGGAAUGAUUACUGCUUGGGAACAAGAAAAUGAUUGUAUCCUGCCUGAUGAUUUGAGGAAUUUUUACCUGAUGACAAAUGGCUUCCAUAUGCUGUGGAAUGUGAAACUAGAUAAUUAUCCUGUUCCAUUGGGCAGCCUGAUGAUUAACAGCCUCAUGAAGCUGAACCAGCUCCACCAGUCCUCCGUUUAUUUGCUUCCCAAUUCACCAAGUCUUGGGGACUUGGAGGAAGACGAGGAUGAAGUGUUCGUACCUAAUGGAGAUGACCCCGAGAAGCCACACUUUGACUCUAGAAAUAGGAUUUUUGAACUGGAUUCCUGCAGUGGGAAUGGGAAAGUCUGCCUUGUUUAUAAAAAAGAUAAACCAGAUGCCUUUGUAGAUAGGAAUCAACCUUCAUCGAAAGAAAGAAGUCAGUUUGCACAAGUUUAUAACUCAGAUAAAUUGAAAGAAAAGUGUGGAAACUUAAAGUUAAGCCAUCUUUCUCCCCAAGAUUCUGAGAUCUGGUUUCUUGAUAGAGCUUUAUACUGGCAUUUUCUCAGCGACUCCUUUACUACUUACUAUCGGCUACUGAUCACUCACCUGGGCCUGCCUCAGUGGCAGUAUGCCUUCACCAGCUAUGGCAUUAGCCCACAGGCCAAGCAAUGGUUCAAUAUGUACAAACCCAUCACCUACAACACAGCUGUUCUUGCUGAAGACGAUGGCAUCUUCAUGAACAAGUUGGACCCCAGCAAGGUGUUUAAGAGCAAGAGCAAGACCUUAGUCUCUAAAAAGAGGUCAUCUCUACAGAGCUCAAGCUCACAGAGAGGUUCAUCAGCUUCUCCAGUCAUCAAGUCAUCCCCUAUCCCUGGAAACUCUAUCCGGAAAUAA
This is a messenger RNA of Gracilinanus agilis (Agile Gracile Mouse Opossum), 1002 nucleotides long. It is a transcript of the gene TPGS2, whose product is annotated as tubulin polyglutamylase complex subunit 2. NCBI's taxonomy places the organism in Eukaryota, Metazoa, Chordata, Mammalia, Didelphimorphia, Didelphidae. The record is from RefSeq and is a predicted model, not a curated record. Bases 1 to 1002 code for a protein of 333 amino acids. The transcript is spliced from 8 exons. Gene Ontology annotation, biological process: protein polyglutamylation.